Mytilus trossulus (common blue mussel) is the source of this 1298-nucleotide messenger RNA. Its product is annotated as dnaJ homolog subfamily C member 10-like. The record is from RefSeq and is a predicted model, not a curated record. Gene Ontology annotation, molecular function: misfolded protein binding; protein-disulfide reductase activity; oxidoreductase activity, acting on a sulfur group of donors, disulfide as acceptor. The transcript is spliced from 11 exons. Lineage: Eukaryota; Metazoa; Mollusca; Bivalvia; Mytilida; Mytilidae. Gene Ontology annotation, cellular component: endoplasmic reticulum lumen. Bases 39 to 1232 code for a protein of 397 amino acids. Gene Ontology annotation, biological process: IRE1-mediated unfolded protein response.
GACAAGAUACUAUAGUGUACAACAGCUAAUCAACCAUCAUGCAGAUUUUAUUAUGUACUGACAUGUUAAGGAUCAAACAAUUAUUUACAAGUGUGUUUAUAUUAUUUAUUUGUGUAUUGACUAUGACUGGUGCAGAGGACUAUUAUAAACUCUUAGGAAUUCAAAGAAGUGCUACCACAAAAGAAAUACGACAAGCUUUUAAAAAGCUAGCUGUUACCAUGCAUCCAGAUAAAAAUCCGGAUGAUCCAGAAGCUCACGAUAACUUUUUAAAGAUAAACAGAGCUUAUGAAGUUUUAAAAGAUGAAGAUAUGCGUAAAAAAUUUGAUAUGCAUGGAGAAGAAGGAUUAAAAGAUGAUUUCCAUGGUGGAAACAGAUAUGAAAGUUGGAAAUUUUAUCAAGAAGAAUUCGGUUUAUAUGAUGAUGAUAAGGAGAUAAUAACAUUAAGCAAAUCAGACUUUGAACAAUCAGUAGAAGAAUCAGGUGAUACCUGGUUUAUCAACUAUUACUCAGCACAUUGUGGACAUUGUCAUGACUUGGCACCAGCUUGGAGAGAAUUAGCCCAGGAACUUGCAGGUGUGAUACGUAUAGGAGCUGUAAAUUGUGGAGAUGACUGGAAUCUUUGUAGAAUGCAGGGAAUACGAUCAUAUCCUACACUGGUCAUGUAUCCUACAGCUGAGAAAUAUCAUGGAGAGAGAACAACAAGAAAGAUGGUAAAGUUUGCCCUAAAAAGUAUACAAUCUGAUGCAUAUACACUGAGGUCAGAGGAAGAGAUCGAAGAUAAUGGGCUACCAUGGUUGAUAUCUUUCUGUGGAGAUAGUGGAGAUUGUCUGUCGUCAACUGCAACAACCAAGUUAUCAGCAAUAUUGACUGAUUUGGUUAAUGUUGCAUCAGUAGAUUGUCAUAAAGAUGAAAAGUUUUGUGAGAAACUUGGAAUAGAACAUGGCACAUAUUAUUAUCCUACUGCAGAAGUUACAAAAGAUGAAGGGAAGAAUAUAUCCAGUUUAAAUGCUCAAGAAAUUGCUCACCAAGUGUUGUCAUGGUUACCUGAUGUUGAUAACCUGGAUUCAAAAACUUUAAAGAAAAUUAUAAACAGACUGAAAACUGGUCAACAUCAUACAUGGUUGAUUCAUUUUGUGGAAGGGGAUGGAAGUCAGGAUAUAGAAUUCAGAAAACUACCAGCCAUGCUGGAAGAUUGGAAGAGUAGACUGCAAGAAGUUAAGAUCAGAAUGUAAUGAGCUGCAUGUAAUAAAGUUCCCUUCCUUUGUUGUUUACAAGCAGACUGGUGGUUUUGAGCUGUA